Molecule: messenger RNA, 1381 nt
Organism: Lolium rigidum
Lineage: Eukaryota; Viridiplantae; Streptophyta; Magnoliopsida; Poales; Poaceae
Product: lysine-specific demethylase JMJ30-like
Exons: 6
Coding region: 1-1212 (403 amino acids)
Molecular function (GO): 2-oxoglutarate-dependent dioxygenase activity
Source: RefSeq, a predicted model, not a curated record
AUGGACACCGGCGAGCCGGCGGCGGGAGGGGAGAAGCGGGCGGCGCUGCUGCGACAGAUCACCGAGGAGGGGGGCUUCGCCUUCGUGGCCUCCGCGGAGAAGGCAGCUGCGGGGGACCUGCGCGCGGCGGAGGCGGCACGGGAGAUGGCCUGGGAGCAGCUGCACUCGGGGCCGUGGAGAGGGGUCGAACCCGCGUGGCGGGACGCCUACGCGCUCGCCUGCCUCCAGGUGGCCAGCAUCCGGGCCGGCGACGACCGCCGCGCAGCGCUCAGGGCGCUCGACAUGGGCCUCAUCAUGGGCGGCGACCUGCUCCGCGCGGAGCUCGAGGCUGCCAUCGCGCGGGUCCCGGCUUACAGAAACGGCGAUAGCAAUGGCGACGGCAAUGGCAUAGAUUCGGAGAGGUGGAUGGAAGGGCUCAGUAGGAACAGAGACAUCGCCGAUGUGUUCAAAGUUCUGCCAGUGAAAUCCUUAUCGUGUAAGCAAAUUGAGAGGCGGACAUGCAUUUCUUUGGAGGCAUUUAUACAUGAUUACUUUUUACGUGAGUCCCCUGUUAUACUCAGAGGCUGCAUUGAUCAUUGGCCUGCGAGGACAAAAUGGAAGGACAUAAAAUACCUAGAGAGGAUAGCCGGAGAUCGCACUGUUCCUGCUGAGGUUGGGAAAAAUUAUGUUUGUAAUGAGUGGAGACAGGACCUUAUCACAUUUUCUCAGUUUCUUGAGAGGAUGUGGUUACCUGAUUGUUCUGCAAACUUAACUUAUUUAGCUCAGCAUCCAUUGUUUGACCAGAUCAAAGAGCUUCGUGAAGACAUAGUGGUUCCUGAUUACUGUUCUGCUGGUGAAGGUGAACUCCAAGCGCUCAAUGCUUGGUUUGGACCUGAUGGGACUGUAACACCAUUGCAUCAUGACCCACAUCACAACCUUUUCGCUCAGGUCUUGGGCAGGAAGUAUAUUAGACUCUAUAGUGCUUCCAUCUCUGAGGAUUUGUACCCUCACAUGGAGACUAUGCUAAGCAAUAUGAGUCAGGUUGAUCUUGACAACAUUGAUGUAAAUGAGUUCCCGAGGAUGGAAGGUCUUGAAUUCAUGGACUGCAUACUGGAGGAAGGUGACCUGCUUUACAUUCCACCAAAAUGGUGGCAUUACGUGAGAUCUCUUUCUAUCAGUUUCUCUGUUAGCUUUUGGUGGCACACGCCAAUUCUUCCUUCAGAGGGUUCGUAAUGUUAUUGUUUGGACCAUUCAUGAUGUUUCUAUCAUCAGGUGGUAGGAACUUUUUGUGAAAAAAAUAAUCAAGCCCAUGUUUCAUGAUCCACUAUUGUUUGGGUAGCAUUGCUACAUUGGGUGUAUAUCAUUAUUUUACGACAAUGAUUUAAACAUUUGACUACUAGCA